Molecule: messenger RNA, 753 nt
Organism: Trichoderma harzianum CBS 226.95
Lineage: Eukaryota; Fungi; Ascomycota; Sordariomycetes; Hypocreales; Hypocreaceae
Exons: 3
Coding region: 1-753 (250 amino acids)
Biological process (GO): proteolysis
Molecular function (GO): cysteine-type peptidase activity; deNEDDylase activity
Source: RefSeq, a predicted model, not a curated record
AUGCCUUUCCGACAACGCAUGGCCCGCCACUUUGGCGAUUCUCUGUCCCCCGAAAAGGCCUACCUCAGCUACUACGAUGUCCUCCUCACCGUCGAAGACAUCAAAUCGCUUAAGAAUGAUUGGCUGACCGACAACAACAUUGCCUUUUGGGAAGAGUAUCUCGAGCACGAGACUCUUCCGCGAUUUCCCCAGGCGCGCAUCAUCCUGCUGCGACCCAGCAUGACGUUUCUCCUCAUGAAAGAACCCGACAUGCGCCAUGUCCAGGCGGCCCUGCCCGACUUUUCCAAGGUCACCCACGUCUUCCUGCCCAUCAACGACAACCGGAAUGUUGCCCAGGCCGAGGGCGGAAGCCACUGGUCGCUGCUGCUGGUGUCUGUUCUCGACGGCAUUGCCUUUCACUACGACUCUCUCGGCGGCGCCAACUAUGCAGAGGCAGCCCUUGCGACGCGGAAGCUAGGUACCAUUGUCGGACGACAGAUUCGAUUCAUCAACCUGGAGGAUUCGCCUCAGCAGGAAAACGGAAGCGACUGCGGCGUGUUUGUCUGUCUUUUGAUGCGACACCUGCUCGUCAAGCGCCUGCUGGUGGCCAAUGCGCGAGAAAAGGUGUCAAUGAGCAUGGCCGGAAAAAUGGUCGAUAGCAACGGUGGCCGGAAAGAGAUGCUCAAGAUUAUCGAAAACUUGCGCAAAGAGGGAGAGCGUCGCAGAUCUGCGAGUCCCUUUACCUCAACCAAGACUCCCCCGCGAAUUGAAUAG